CGUGUCUCAUAAAACCAAUCGCUAUUGAUAACGCGGGUACAGUUAAUCAGUGUAUACAGUUAAUCAGCGUAUAAGCUCCAUGUCUUCGUUGGUGGGGUGGUCAUUCGUAUAAAAAGAUGUCAUCUAAACCACUUGCAGGAAAAAUUUGUGUCGUCACCGGGGCCACAAGGGGAAUAGGUAAAGGGAUAGCACUUCAAUUGGCUGACAAAGGAGCAAAAGUGUACAUAACCGGGCGAACUCUAGAUCCACCAAAAGGUUCAAAAGUUGGAGGAUGUUUACGCGAUACAGCACAAGAAGUCGAGAGACGCGGUGGAAUUUGUGUCCCAGUACAUUGCGACCAUUCAAAAGACCUGGACAUCGAAAGGCUGUUUGAACAAGUUAAACGCGAAAAUGAGGGACAGUUGGAUAUAUUGGUAAAUAACGCGUAUUCGGCUGUUAAUGCAAUUUUCAGCUCCUUGAAUGUGAAAUUUUGGGAACAGUCGCCAACUAUGUGGGAUGAAAUAAAUAAUGUUGGACUAAGGAAUCAUUAUAUUUGUUCUGUUUAUGCUGCAAGAAUGAUGGUUCCCAGGAAACAAGGACUUAUAGUAAACGUAUCGUCCGCAGGCGGUCUUAGAUAUCUGUUUAAUGCCGCUUAUGGUAUCGGAAAAGAAGCUUGUGACAGAAUGGCAGCAGAUUGUGGAUAUGAGUUGAGAAAGCACAAUGUAGCAUUUGUAAGUUUGUGGCCUGGUGCUGUUGGUACGGAAAAUGUUUUAACAAAACUACAGGAUAAUUUGAGUAACCCUGACUUUGAAGUGGAUAAAAAUUUACCAAAAGCGUUGCAACAACCUGAAAAAAUGUUAGAAUACUUUGAAAAGGCCGAAACAACCGAAUUCGCUGGGCAGUGUAUAGCUGCGAUGGCAACCGACGCUGAAUUGAUGAAAAUGAGCGGGAAAAUCGUACAGACGUGUGAUUUGGCGCGAAGGUAUGGACUACAAGAUGCUGAAGGACACGGACCUUUGGAUUACCGACAAAUUAACGUUAUUUUGAGACAGUUCGGACACCCUUGGCUAGCAAAUUGUAUUCCCGACUUUGUUCGUAUACCAAAGUGGAUUGUCGCUUUAGUUGGAAACAAGCUAUUUUAAGUUGUUAUUUUGAAGAGAUAGUGUGUGGAUGAUAAUGAAGUAACCGUGUUUUGUAAAAUAUGUACAUUGUAUCUUACAGAAUGCAUAUAAACUUAGGUAAAUGAAACAAAUGAAGAGAAAACUGAUUUAAAAAGAGUGCAAUAUCUCCAAAGUCAAUGUUAUUUUUAAUUAUUCAUUGUUGGUGUAUAAUUUUUUUUGUAUUGACAUUUAGGUAUAAGCAGGAACCUUUAGCUAGUCAUAUUCCUGAUAAUUUGUUUAUGUAGUAGUUGUGGCCGGAGCGUCUCUCAAUGAGGCGAUGCUUAGCUGAGCUUCUCAGACAGUUCUGGAGAUUGUUUACUCUUUUUGGUAUUUCUCUUCCACAUUAAUGCAUGAAUGUUACUUUUUUUGGAUAUCUGAUUUGCAGUUCCAUAGUUUUUUUUCUUGUUUCUUUUUUACACAAGUUACAAGUUUAUAGUGGCAGUAUUAGUGGCAGUCUUCGCUAUUUCUGUCUAUAUCCGUUCUGACCAUCAACCGACUUUGUUAAAAUGCGACAACUUCUUCUCAUGAAUAUGAAAAGAAAAUGGAUAUGUUUGAUAGAAAAAAAUCUAUUCCAGCUGAAUGUGAAUAGUCAGACUUCUUACAAUUUCAAUUUUUAGACUUUUUACCACUUUCAUUUGUUAAUAAGAAAAUCAUUGCAAAAUAUAAUUU
This is a messenger RNA of Ruditapes philippinarum (Manila clam), 1808 nucleotides long. Its product is annotated as dehydrogenase/reductase SDR family member 1-like. The record is from RefSeq and is a predicted model, not a curated record. The coding region runs from base 117 to 1121 and encodes 334 amino acids. Lineage: Eukaryota; Metazoa; Mollusca; Bivalvia; Venerida; Veneridae. The transcript has a single exon.